Molecule: messenger RNA, 3104 nt
Organism: Spodoptera exigua (beet armyworm)
Lineage: Eukaryota; Metazoa; Arthropoda; Insecta; Lepidoptera; Noctuidae
Source: the annotation of a GenBank genome assembly
UGCGGCGCCAUUGCUCUCGACGUAUCCGCACGAACGUGACUGUGCCUGGUUUUCGCUUGUUUUGCCCUCAUCGAUCGUGAUAGAACAUCAUUACUGCGCAGUGUGAAAGAUAUAUAAAUAACGAGUUAUUGGAUAGCUGAACAAGGCAAUAGAGUUCACUACGAAAUGGGGGCGAGGUCCCGGGAGUUGAUUCUGCUCCUGGCAGUGUGCGCACUAGCACUCAGCGAGUCUGUCAGCAAGGUCGCAGACGGCAAGAAAAAAGAAGACGCCGACAAUUUCCUGUUCCAGUACGACGACCUCGACACGGCUGAUGACCAGGAAGUGCUCUACAAUGAGAACAGACCGUGCCCAAGGGACUGCAUCUGCACUGUAUCUCAAGGAUACAGAACAGCCAAGUGUGAUCGUCUUGAAAUCGGCACACAGAAGUUCGGUGACGACAUCACUGACCUUGUCAUCGAAAAUGCAGACCCGCGGUUCCCCAUUCAGCUGACAGACUUCAUCUUCAAGAAACUCGGUCUCCACCAGAUUACAACAGUAAAGAUCGUCAACAGCUCGAUCGAUGUUGUUGAACCUAAUGCAUUCCACGGCCUUCCGAACCUGUACGCAGUUAAUCUGUCUAACGAUAAGCUAAGGGUUCUACAUCCAGAAACAUUUGCACACAACAAAAAGUUAGUUCUGCUGACACUGGCGAAUAACCCUCUGAAAUUCCCAGCUGCGGAUUCUCAAGAUUACUUCUUAAAUACGUCAUCGAUUCAAGAGCUUGACAUUUCGUAUUGUAACAUGAAAUACAUCGCGGCUAACACGUUCACGAACAUGCCCGGUGUGAUGUACCUGAACCUCGCAGGUAACAAUUUGUCAAAUAUGGAUCCUAACACUUUCAAGAAACUCCUGGAUUUGGAAGAACUCGACCUUAGCGACAAUGACAUCAAAUCGUUGCCCGACGAUAUCUUCUCAGAAAACAACGAACUCGCUACUCUUCACAUCUCAAGGAACCCUGUAGACACCGUGUACGGACUACAAAUCUCAGACUUGCUCACUCUCAACGCUGGGCAGACUAAGAUUAGAUUUGUAGGGCCCUCUAUGUUCAAUGGUAUGACUUACAUUGCCAAUCUUAACCUUAGCGGUAACAGCAUUGAGAAAAUCCACAACCAAGCAUUCCAUAAACUCGUAGAACUGAACUACCUUGACCUCUCCUAUAACAACCUGGACUUCGUCUCCAACAUUCUCAUUAAAGAAAAUAUUGAAUUAGACAUCUUCAAAAUUUCAAACAAUCCCAAGUUGAAACACUUGCCCGCUGAAGGAUUUGAGUGCUCUGUAGAUCAAUUCAACAUUUACUUGUUCGAUGCUUCCCACUGUGGCCUGCAGGAGAUUUACGAUAACUCUCUAAGGACAUUCUCAGCUUUAUCUGUGGUAAACCUGUCUAAUAACGAAAUCAAGUCUAUCGGAACUAAAGUUUUCACAAUGUGCCCCAAACUCGUUGAGAUUAACCUUUCCUACAAUCAACUCACAACAUUGGACCCAAAAGUGUUUGAGAAAAACAAUGAACUAGGCAAACUGUACCUCCAAGGAAACCCACUGAAAGUACUGAACGCCGAAGUAUUUGUUCAUACGCCAAUGAUUACCUAUCUGGACAUGAGCCACGCUGAGCUGACCUCAUUAUGGAAAGCAGACAAGAACCGCUCACCCACGCUUUUGAGCAAUUUAACAUUCCUUAAUGUUUCACACAAUCGUAUUACCGAGAUCAAGCAGACUGAACUUGACCACUUAAACAAACUUAACGCUCUCGAUAUUAGUAACAACCCACUUGCUUGCAGCCAUGACUUUGAGAACCUCAUGACUUGGUUGAGCAACCGUAAAGUGUCUCCUAACGCGAGCGGAAGCGCUAGCAUCGCUAACUUAGCAAAAGACGGUAAAGACGAGGACGUUGGCGAAUACAGCUGGGAGUUCCUUACUCGCAAGACUUGUGGCUCUGCCGCCGUUGUGCACCCAGUGGAACCUUUGCCCGCUGUUUCUGAUGAAGAGAUCUGGGAGAGAAUUGAUACCGAUAAGGAGGGCAAUUUCGAUUUGAAAAACACAUUAGAUGACAGUAAAACUCCAAAGGAUAUGUUCUUGGACGAUAUGAUUGAUGAUGAAGCCAAGGAUGAUGAAGAUGACGAGGACUCUGCAGAUGACGAUGAUGAAGAUGAGGACGAGGACGAUGCGGGCGAGGACUACGACGGCGAAGACGAUGACGUUGAACUCAAAGUGAAACUGCUUGAUAAGACCUCACCAAAGCCUGCCGUCUCAAGCCCAGUACCAAUAUCCAGCACAGCCGCAUCUGUUACCGAUGACGUACAAAUCAAUAUCCAAUUACUUGAAAAUGAAACUAGUGAAGAAGAUGCCUCAAAUACUUUGUAUUUGCAAGCGUCCACUCAAGAUGAGGAGGAACACAGCCACUACGCGUACUUGUGGCCGAUUUCAAUCGCCAUUCUGGGCGCGCUGCUGCUGCUCAUUGUUAUUGCCAAGGUCGUGAUGAUGGUAUGCACUAAGAGGACACAGCCUAUUAGAUAUAACAGUGCUCUCAUCGCAGCUAUGAACCAGGCUGGACGCACAAAGAAAGACUGCGGGCUAGUGUACCAGCAGUUGACAGAGGACCUGGUGGGCCCCACAACACCCAAGCUGAGCCGCUACACGCCGCUGCACAGCGUGACGGUGAACGCGUCUAACAUGUCCUACGAGAGUAGUCCAUUCCACCACAGCAACAUCGUGCCAGAGGCCGUCUGAGGCACAUUGAACAAAAACGUACAUGUCAGAGUUUAAACUCUUUAAGUACUAACAACUGCGUUAACUCUUACAUAAGCAGUAAGUGAUAGUUGUAAGCGCUAGUCACAGCCGAAUACAUAUCUAACAAACAUUUCUUAGUACAGUGCCUUUACGAUCACUCUCGAACAAUCGCGACAAUGUUUUCAAUCUAGCGCUUUCAGAAUAUUAAAGUAACAAAUGAAGUCAAAUUACAAAUUAAUUUAAGAUUAUACAUAUUAUAUAUUAUACAAAUUAGUUGAUAGGUUUAUUUUAUGUACUUAAAAUUAUUAAAAAUUAAACACUAAUUGUUGUUUUUGUUAUCC